Molecule: messenger RNA, 1941 nt
Organism: Macrosiphum euphorbiae (potato aphid)
Lineage: Eukaryota; Metazoa; Arthropoda; Insecta; Hemiptera; Aphididae
Source: the annotation of a GenBank genome assembly
AUGUCAAAAAUUGCUGAUGGUAAUUACACUGCAGUUAUUUACACAUUGAUCAAAGAAAAACAGUAUAAUGAUGUUAUUGAAAUCAUUAGCAACAUGUCUGAUAACAAUAGAAAUACGAGGCCUGGCUUAUCUUUAUUAGCCUACUGCUACUAUUAUACAGAUGACUUCCAAAACGCAUCAACUAUAUAUGAACAGCUAGCCGCACUAUGGCCACAGGAGACUGAUUAUAAGCUACAACAUGCUCAAUCACUUUACUCUGCUGGACGAUAUGAAGAUGCUCUGAGAGCAGCGAACGGAAUUACUACGAGUGGUUAUGAAAAUAAAGUUCGAAAACUAACUGCUGCAAUUAGAUAUGGCAUGGAAGACAUAGCGGGUGCCCGGUCUUUGUUGGAAACCAAUUCUGGGCUUAAUGAUGAUCCGGACACAGACAUCAACUACGGAUGCCUUCUCUACAAGGAGAGCCGGUAUGAAGAAGCAUUACAGAAAUUUUUAAAUGCACAAACAAUGCUUGGCUACAGGCCCCAUUUGUCAUACAGUGUUGCGCUGUGCUAUUACAAACUAAAGGAUUUCACCUCAUCACUGAAACACAUAGGUGAUAUUAUCGAUAGAGGCAUAAGAGAACACCCUGAACUGGGAAUUGGCAUGACUACUGAAGGGAUUGAAGUUCGUAGUGUCGGUAACACUCUGACACUUCAUGAAUCAGCCUUGGUUGAAGCGUUCAAUUUGAAAGCUGCAAUCCAGUUUGAAAAGAACGACAUUGAUAGUGCAAGGGAAGCAAUGACGGACAUGCCACCAAGAUGGGAAGAAGAAUUGGACUCGGUCACAUUGCAUAACCAGGCAUUGUGUUCGAUGGACAUGUCGCCUACACAAGGGUUUCAUAAACUACAGUUUCUCAUGCAGCAGUCAACUUAUCCACAAGAAACGUUACAAAAUCUAAUGAUUUUAUACUGCAAACAUGGAUACCAUGAUUUGGCUUCUGACGUCAUUUCAACAUAUUCACCAGUCAAGGAUAAAUAUCUAUCGAACUAUAUACGGGAAUUUGUGGAUGCUGUUAUCGCACAACAAUCUUCCCCCGAUGAAGCAUAUCGCAAACUUGACAAUAUGGCUAAUAAAUUAGUUGAUUCUUUGCGUAAAGCCACACGAUCCGUACAAGAGUCAAGAGAAGCCAGAGAUGAUAAAAGAGCUAAGAGUGCUUUACUUGAUUAUGAAAAUACUCUAGAAAAAUUUAUACCAGUCACGAUGGCUCAAGCAAAAAUCUACUGGGAUCUAGAAAACUAUGCUCAAGCAGAAACUAUAUUUUAUAAGUCCGUUGAGUUCUGUAAUGAAAAUGAUACAUGGCGAUUACAUGUAGCUCAUGUUUUAUUUAUGCAAGAAAAAUUCAAAGAAGCAAUUGCAUUUUAUGAACCAAUUGUAAAAAAGAAUUACAACAAUAUUCUGUCAGUGAGUGCCAUUGUAUUAGCCAACCUAUGUGUGUCUCAUAUAAUGACUGCACAAAACGAAGAAGCUGAAGAGUUAAUGAGAAAAAUUGAAAAGGAAGAAGAGCGACUAUAUUAUCAAGAGCCCGAAAAAAAAGUUUUUCACCUUUGUAUAGUCAAUCUAGUUAUUGGAACCUUAUACUGCUCAAAAGGAAAUUAUGAAUUUGGGAUUUCAAGAGUUAUUAAAAGUUUAGAACCUUAUAAUAAAAAGCUGGGAAUGGACACAUGGUUUUAUGCUAAACGAUGUAUGUUGUCAUUGAUUGAAAACAUGACAAAACACAUAAUCGUCAUGAGAGAUUCAUUUUACAAUGAAUGUUUAGUGUUUCUUAACCAAUGUGAAUUUCACGGCAAGGAGGUGGCAACAAUGCCUGAUGAAGAGGAAUCGACUGGCAAAAAAGAGUUGAACAAUGUGACCUGUGAAGCUAGGCUUUUAAAAUCACUUAUACUUCGUCAAUUAGAGUAUUAA